UGUUUCCCGGUGACGUCAUGAUACUGGCCCGCGUUAGUGAAACCAUCGGAAUGCGACAACAUUGAUUUGAGAGGUUUACAGUUCUAUUUCGGAAGUUAUUCAUAAGUCGUUUUAUCAUAAACGUACAUUUUGGAUAAAUACGGCGUGUGCACUAACAGCAGCUCUUUACCUAUUUGAAACGCUGCGGAAAAAACUUCUUGAUCUCACUUUGGAGAGUCUUUCCUCACAGAGCGAGGCUGCCUGGGUUAAUUUUCUUCCUUGUUCUCAUGCGUGAUCGUGAAAUGGUAUCAGGUGUAUUCUAUCGCGUUGGAUAGACAUUCUGGUCUGAUGCCCAGCUGCCGCCAUGUUCACUAAGAAGAAGAAGCCCCGUGUCCAGAUCUCGGCGCCCUCCAACUUCGAGCACCGCGUGCACACAGACUUUGACGAGCAGGAACAGAAGUUUGUGGGGCUGCCGCGGCAAUGGCAGUCUCUGAUCGAGGACACGGCCAAGAGGCCCAAGCCCUUCAUCGACGUCACCGUCAUCACCACGGUGGAGCCCCGCAAGACCAUAGUGCGGGGUAGUAAGAUCGCUGUGGACGGCUCGCUGACAUGGCUGCUGGAUGAGUUUGACACCAUGUCGGUGACCCGCUCCAACUCCCUGAGGCGAGGCAGCCCCCCUAUCCAGCCCCGCAGAGACUCCGGGUCCUCGGGGGGAGGAGGCCAUGAGAACGGGGACCUGGCACACCGGCCACACCACCACCCAGAUCACUAUGGAGACAUCAGAGACAGGGAGCGGCCCAGGCCGGACCAGUUAGCUGGUGGAGACCCCCGGCAGCCCCAGCGGGUACCCCGCUCUCAGCGAGAGGACGGCAGGCCACAGCAGCAGCCCCGGGGCCAGGAACCAAGCAGCAGGCACCGAGAGAGAGAGCGUCCCGGCCCACCCCCUCCCCCGCCAAAGCCCAGUGACAUGGACCCACUGGACCACCACGACCAGGUAGUCCGCAGGGACGGGCCCAGCGACAAGAGGCCUAAGUCCAGCUACACGGGCAGGGACGGCAGCCCCCAGUCGCCCCGGGAUAAGAGGCCUCUCUCGGGGCCCAACAUCCGUAUGCCUAACCUGCCUGUCACAGAGGGGGUGAUAAAAACAGCACAGCAGAGCAGCAGGCCGUUCAACACCUACCCCCGCGCUGACAGUGAAGGAGGAAGGAGCCCCACCAGCCAGGAGCUGAAGCCAGCCAGACCACACGAAGCACCGCCACACAACGGUCCUUCUAGUGCCUCCAGCCGAGACGGGGGAAAAGCACCACAGAAGGGCCAGCUACGAGGAGACCCCCACCACACCUCCCACCCUGUCCUGGGCCCUGAGCCCCCCCACGGCCACCAGCAGCAGAAGGCUCCCGUUCCCCGCCACCCGGCCCCUGCCCUACCACCACAGCAGGCCCUAUCGCCCCAGAGGGAGCCCCAGCGGGUGUCCCAUGAACAGUUCCGUGCCGCGCUGCAGAUGGUGGUGGACCCGGGUGACCCGCGCACCUACCUGGACCACUACAUCAAGAUCGGAGAGGGCUCCACCGGCAUUGUGUGCAUUGCCACCGUCAAGAGCACCGGCAAACUGGUGGCUGUCAAGAAGAUGGACCUGCGCAAGCAGCAGCGCCGGGAGCUGCUAUUCAAUGAGGUGGUGAUCAUGCGGGACUAUCACCAUGACAACGUGGUGGAGAUGUACAACAGCUACCUGGUGGGAGAUGAACUCUGGGUCGUCAUGGAGUUCCUGGAGGGAGGGGCUCUGACUGACAUUGUCACACACACCAGGAUGAAUGAGGAGCAGAUAGCCACAGUGUGCCUGUCUGUGCUGAAGGCUCUGUCAGUGCUGCACACCCAGGGUGUCAUCCACAGGGACAUCAAGAGUGACUCCAUCUUGCUCACCCACGACGGCAGAGUGAAGCUGUCAGACUUUGGCUUCUGCGCCCAGGUGUCGAAAGAGGUCCAGCGGCGCAAGUCCCUGGUGGGCACACCGUACUGGAUGGCCCCGGAGCUCAUCUCACGACUGCCCUAUGGGCCUGAGGUGGACAUCUGGUCCUUGGGGGUGAUGGUGAUCGAGAUGGUGGACGGAGAGCCCCCCUAUUUCAAUGAGCCCCCCCUCAAAGCUAUGAAGAUGAUCCGUGACAACCUACCACCCAAACUCAAGAACUUACACAAGGUUUCUCCUCUCCUCAAGGGCUUCCUGGACAAAUUGUUGGUGCGAGACCCCACCCAGAGGGCCUCAGCCAAUGAGCUACUCAAGCACCCCUUCCUGAGCAAGGCUGGCCCGCCUUCCUGCAUUGUGCCUCUCAUGAGGCAGAACCGCAUGAGAUGAGAGCGAGCGGAGACCUCUCGCCCACUAAGGAGUAGUGUCACAUGGACCCUCAACUCCCCAAGCUCACACCUCGGACUCACACUGUUCUGGAGCGAGGAGGUUGGGGGGGGGGCAGCGGAGAAACACUGCCCAGCUCAUAUUAGCAUUUUUACUGGUCAAUAAUUUUUUUUAAAGAACCUUUUGAAAUGAAAAGGAGCGCUGUCCCUUUUCCUGUGGGAGAAAAGAUUUUGACACUACAAGGAUGUAAAGCUUGAGCGGUUUGGUGCAGAAUGAGGCUUGGAAAGUGCUGCUGGGGUGACUCACAAAAAACACUGUUAGCAUCCUAGCUGAACCAUGCUUCCACACUACAGGACUUCCUCACUACAUGGCCCAGACUCAACUCUAUUCCAAUAGACAGGACAUCAGAAAAGACUACUGAAGGAGGACCAUGCUUUUCUCUUACCACAUGAUGCAUCGAAGUAUUUUUUUAAUGAAAGUAAACACUUGGUUCCUGUUACAAACACUAAGCAAAAGUAGACACUGGAGUUGUGUUUUAGAUUAUUUUCUUUAUUUUUCUUGUAACAUAGAUAUAUCCGCUUUGUUUUCUCUAUUUUGUGAUUAUUUUUUGGGGGGGGGUACAGUGAGAUUUGAAGCACUGUUCUGAGAUAGAAGCUGCACUCCUGGUUGAUUCCAAUAUAUCUAAGUUUUUUUUAAAUUAUUUUUUAUUACAGGAUAAUUUGUUUCUUUUAAUAUACCUGUGUUUAAUAGAAUAUCAUGAUAAAUUGAACAUCAAGGCAGAGUUUCAGCAGUUUUUUUUCUAAAGGCGUGUUUAUACUUCAGGAAUUUAGCAAUGUAGAUUGUGCUCCCUGUAACCCCUCGAUCUGCUGCUGUAGACCUCAGCUGUUAGUCUAUAGUAGUGACAACCCUUAUGAAAGCCCCCCCCCCCCCCCACACACACACCUGUAUAUACAGAAAGUAUAUUUUUUGUCAUUUUUAUAAUGAUUCAUUUCUUAAAUGCCUGACCUGGCCAGUCUGGACAAUGGUUAUGGACUAUGUGAAUGUAGUGCUGAGCCACAAACUGGCUCUGUGUUUAAAGAUGGAAUCUGCAGUAGGGGGAAACAGUGCCACCGGCUGCCCCACCACCGUUAUUUUUUUGAUGCCGAGCUGAGGAGGCAUCGCGCAGCAUGGUAAAAAAAACAAAGCAGAAAAUAUUGUCCUCUUCUAUCGUGUGUGCAAUGAGGUGGGGGGUGUUUGCAGUUACUACUUUGUUGUAAUAUCGCAAAUGGACGUGACUUUCACCAUUUUGGAUAAGGAUCCCAGCUUUAAGGGCUUAUUAGAACAGGAAACGGACACACAAGGUGAAAAUCCGCGUUUAGCUAAAUAAAGUGUGCAACAGAUGCUAGAACUGAACUCUUAUCCACAAUGUAGCAAUGACAGGAACUGUAUGGCAGAAAACAGACCCACAGAUGCAAACUCAAAUAGUAAACACUCACCACAAUCACCCACACACACUUCAUGCAGGGCCCUACAAAAGUCUAUGCGGGUGGAAUCACAAAUCCAGAUAUUAAACGGAAUUCAAUAAUAUUAAAACAUUUAUUGAACUUUGGUAGGAAAUCAACUAAAUGUAUUUGAAAAUGUAGUUUUUAGCCAAGAUUAUUAUAAGACAUUAACAAAUUGCAUCAGUGAUUUGUAUUUUCCUUAAACUUUCAGAAGCAAAGGCAUGGUAAUGCCCCUGUCUGAGUGCACGUUUGUCUACCACUUUGUGUAGCCGUUAGCAAUGAUGCUAAUAAUCACAGUCUUCUAAAAAAAAUUAUAAUAAUAAUAAUUGUUCAGCAGACUGCAAUCACACGCUACAGAAACACAGAUAACCAGACAUGUCUAUUGGCUGGUGUACACUACAGCCAAAAAUAUAAAUUUCUUUGAUUUUUCACAGACCUCGAAAGUGAUCUCCUGAUGUGGUUUAAGCAUUGUGGUGGACUUAGAACAUCAAAUGCUGCUGUUUUUCUAUUUAUAACGUGAUUUUUUUGUUGAGAGCGAACACAUGAAAAAACAGAGGGAAACUUGGAAAAACAGAAUAUGGGCAAAAAAUCUAACAGAUAUUAUAGGGCCCUAUUCAUCGUUAGUCCUCAUUUUUCUCUGCGCUCCCCCCUCCAAUUCUAGUAGCAAGACGAAGAAGCAUAUGUACAUUCACCAUAGAGAGCAUCCAAAGACCACGAGGCCUUAGUGCACAACAGAGUAGCCAAUGUGUCUGUUCUGAGUUUCAGUGAGGAAAUCGGAACAGACUCCAUAAGUAGACACUAACACUACAUUGUGAAGUACUGUUGUUCAUUAGAUGUGUCAGAGGUUACUGUACGGUUUUAACAUUCUGUCAAUAUUCCAUAUUUCCGAAAGACAAGUGGACGUCUGUUAAAAGUGACAUGAUGAUUGGCAAGCCUGAGUAAGAUGUGAUCCGUCUGUGUUCCAUGUGUAAAAAAAAUAAAAAUAAAUGUUCUUCCAGUUUAGUUUUGCAAAACUGAGUGAAAAGAUGGGCUGAAAGAAUGACAAUCAAAGUUAGUAAUUCACUGUCUGCUUUUUCAACAAUAUUCUAAACUGAUCACUUUUCAUUGCUCGCAAAGUUUUGUAACUAUAUUUGUGCAGCAUUUUGAUAAACUAAUUUUCUAACAAAUACUAUUUUGAUACUCAUUAAAUCCAUCUUUGCAUACUGUAUAUUUCUAAAUCGCUUAACUAAUCAUUACCGUGAAGUGAUGGAACACUGGUAUUUUGUGUUUUUUAUCAAAUACUGUAACGAUGAAUGCAACAACAACAAAAAACAGACGUAUCAUUCCUCAAACUACAGAAUUGAAUCGUCUCAUUGGUUUCACUCACGUCAACUACAGUUUUCAGUGGCUGGUAUGAAACCAAUCACAUACAUUCCGCAGUUGGUAUUUGACAUUCCUGUAGCUUCUACAUAAUGGAAUGCCUGUCAAGGUUAGAACGGCUUAACAUAGUUUCCCCGGUUAUUUUGUGUGUUAAUGCCUUAACUUUCAGAAAGUAACAUGAUCAAUAUGAUUCCCUUUCUUUGUAAUUGCUGUUAAUUGCAAAUGUACAUGAUUUUACAAAUCUCCAGGAAUCUGUAGUGCCUCAGAGUAAACUCAUUGUUAUCGUUGGUUUGUGUUUGUUGAGAGGAUGCUCAAAUUCCAAUUAGGAGCUGUGACACCUACUGACUGGCCUACUUGGAAAUAUAUUUGUGUGAAAUUCUCCUACUUGUUUGUAUGAUCCCUUUACACUCUUUUUUGUAUGCUAAAUCAUUUAGGCGUCAGUAUUGUCAUGUUUGUGAUGGUUGACCGUUUUUCUUGAGUCCCAACCUCCCCUGGAUUUUUGCAUUUCUGCUGGUAAUUAUUAUUUUUUACUGCAAUUUUAAAUAUUUUUGGCAAAUACAGUUCUUCUAAAAAUGUA
This is a messenger RNA of Salvelinus fontinalis (brook trout), 5743 nucleotides long. Its product is annotated as serine/threonine-protein kinase PAK 4-like. The record is from RefSeq and is a predicted model, not a curated record. Gene Ontology annotation, biological process: regulation of MAPK cascade; protein phosphorylation; intracellular signal transduction. Gene Ontology annotation, molecular function: protein serine/threonine kinase activity; ATP binding. Gene Ontology annotation, cellular component: cytoplasm. The transcript has 10 exons. Lineage: Eukaryota; Metazoa; Chordata; Actinopteri; Salmoniformes; Salmonidae. Bases 344 to 2329 code for a protein of 661 amino acids.